CUACAGAAGUCCCAUUGUGAAAAAGGCUUCAAUAGUCUUAUUGCAUAUAAUUCCCUUUCAUUUCUUGAUCUUUGGAUGUUCAUGGGUCAUGCCUGGUUCGUGCUUCAUUAGCCUUAUUGCAUUUGAGCCCCCCCCCCUUGAGGAUACCAGCUUCUUACUUCUUGCCAGGGAAUGAGUAAGCUGCUGUUUCUGCCAUUUGUUGAAGCAUCAGAGUAACGUUUGUUACACCAACUGUUUAAGCCAGAUACUUAAUAUUAGAAGAGGGAAGGAUGACUGCAGGGAGAGAUAUGGCAAGUCAAGAGCUGCCCAAAAAAAGGGUGGCGUUUGUGUUGAUUGAUGGGUUGGGUGAUGUGUCAUUGCCAAUGUUCGAAUGCAAGACUCCUCUUCAGGCUGCAAAAGCCCCCUGCUUGGAUGCCAUAGCAUCAGCUGGAGUUAACGGACUUAUGGACCCUGUUGAAGUAGGCUUAGCUUGUGGAAGUGAUACAGCUCACCUCUCCUUGCUGGGCUAUGAUCCUAGAGUUUAUUAUCGUGGUCGAGGUGCAUUUGAAUCCAUGGGAGCUGGACUGGCAAUGUCACCUGGUGAUAUUGCUUUUAAGUCGAAUUUUGCUACUCUGGAUCAGAAAACUGGAAUAGUCACCAGUAGGAGGGCUGACAGGCACUUUGAAGAAGAAGGUCCCAUACUGUGUUCAGCCCUCGAUGGAAUGAAGCUUCCUUCUUUCCCACAAUAUGAAGUCAGAGUCAGGUAUGCAACAGAGCAUAGAUGUGGAGUGGUUGUCAAAGGACCAAAUUUGAGUGGAAACAUAUCAGGAACUGAUCCAUUGAAGGACAACCGCUUACUUUUGAAAGCAGAAGCUUUAGAUGAUUCUGAUGAAGCAAGGAAUACUGCAGCUGUUGUUAAUGAGUUGUCCAAUGAAAUAACUAAGAUUCUAGUUUCUCAUCCUGUGAAUGCUAAACGUGUUGCAGAAGGGAAGAACAUAGCUAAUGUAGUUCUAUUAAGAGGUUGUGGUAUUCGAAUUGAGGUUCCUCCAUUUGUAAACAAACAUGGUUUGUGGCCAUGCAUGGUAGCUCCCACAAAAAUAAUUGCUGGCCUGGGAUUAUCACUUGGUAUUGAUAUUCUUGAAGCUCCUGGAGCGACUGGAGAUUAUCGAACAUUACUCACUUCAAAAGCAUUAGCAAUAGCCAACGCACUCUCAGCUCCAUUGAAGUCUCGUCCUCAAGUGUUUGUGCCUGGAGGGGAUGAGCAUAAAGCUGGCCGGUCAGAGGGCUAUGAUUUUGGAUUUCUUCACAUCAAGGCAAUAGAUGAUGCAGGACAUGAUAAGGCAAGUGUUCUCAAGGUCAAGGCGUUAGAAGCUGUAGAUCGAGCAAUAGCACAGAUGGCAAGACUCCUCUGGGAGGCAGAAUCCACUGGAAAUUUUCAGUUCAUCCUUUGUGUCACCGGAGACCACUCUACUCCAGUUGAAUAUGGAGAUCACAGCUUCGAACCAGUCCCAUUUGCAAUGUGUCGGCUGAAAGAUUUUGUCAGUGCCAUUGGUGAGAACACCAUAAGUGAAACUUCUCUUGACCCAUUUCCUCUUCCAAGUGUUAAAGCUGGUGAGGAUUUAACCAGUGAUUUGAAAAUAGAACAAGAGGCAAGAGAUAAAAGAUGUCAAUCUUACAGCGGUGAUUCGGUUUAUGAGUUUAACGAGAUAGCAGCAGCAAGGGGAUGCCUCGGUCGAUUCCCUGGUGGUGAGAUGAUGGGAGUUAUAAAGAAAUUCCUCACCCUUGAUGCUGCUAAAGAAUUGAAGAGUUAACUGUAGUUCAUGGCUUUCUUAUAACUUAAAAGCAACCUGUUUCUGUUUUCUUUUUGUAUUUUGUGGUGACAUUUUUCCCUUUCUUCUUCUUGCUUUGAAAGCAAGUUGUGAUUUCAGUUUCUUCAUAACUUUAGAAUAUAUGAGAUUGUAGAACAAGAAUUUCUUUCCAUUAAAACAGCAAUGUAAAAUCAGCCUAAAAUAAACUUAUCUGAAACGUGUUUUUGGUUUUGUCUGUU
Neltuma alba is the source of this 2026-nucleotide messenger RNA. RefSeq names its product probable 2,3-bisphosphoglycerate-independent phosphoglycerate mutase. The transcript is spliced from 6 exons. The record is from RefSeq and is a predicted model, not a curated record. NCBI's taxonomy places the organism in Eukaryota, Viridiplantae, Streptophyta, Magnoliopsida, Fabales, Fabaceae. Bases 270 to 1790 code for a protein of 506 amino acids. Gene Ontology annotation, molecular function: metal ion binding; phosphoglycerate mutase activity.